UCUGUUGUGGCGGGGCCUGUAGGUUUAAGCGGCUCGGGUUGUUCGCUCAAUGGAAGCUGGAUGCGGGAAGUUUGACCGCCUUUACCCCACGCUGCCGCCGGGCGGGCGGAUGUCCGGCCGUGGGAAGCCGCCGGACACCGCUCCGGGGGUUGGGAAGCGCGGUUUGAGCGCAGGACAGAACUAGAGUUGGCUCGGGGUUCCCCGGGGGGUGCAAGGAGGCCAGUGCCGUCUGAUUCUCUGGCUCUUUGGCAUCCAGGCACCGCCGGAGUGCCUCGGAAGAGCUAAGAAUGGAAUGGGGAUCCACGGGAGAGACAAAUAAAAAUGGUAAAUUAGUGUUGGAACACCUGCAUCUUUAGCCUUUUAGAAAACCGUUUCUGAGACGUUACGUUGUCACCUGGAUGCAAGUCCCCUGUUCCACAGAGCGACGACCCUGCGUUCCUUUUCAUUAAACUUCCUAAAUUCUUUAGUUAAAGGGCUGUACCACAAGAGCAUUUUAAAAUUAUUCUUCUCAGUCGUGUAAUGAACCGUCCUCUGCAGUGAAAGGAAAGUACUUGCAUGGGGAGCGUGGCUUCUGCCUUCAGACUGGAACAGGAAGAACAGUUUACUGUAUACCCUGCAGGGUGAAACAAUGUAGACAAGGACUAGUUCACAGACUGAAUUUAAGGGGAGUCAUCUGCAGGGGCCACCAUUAGGAAAGAGGACCUGAUGGGACAAAGUGAGUGAUUUUGUAAUUCCCCAGCAUUUGUUUUUUGUUUUGUUUUUUUUUUUAUAAAGAUUUAUUUAUUUCAUGUAUGUGAGUACACUGUCGCUGUCUUUAGACACACCAGAAGAGGGCAUCAGAUCUCAUUACAGGUUGUUGUGAGCUACCAUUUGGUUGCUGGGAUUUGAACUCAGGACCUCUGGAAGAGCAGUCAGUGCUCUUAACCACUGAGCCAUCUCUCCAGCCCCUCCCCAGCAUUUGUUAAUUCAUGUGUGUGAGUAGAAAUUGUCGAGAUCACUGUGUAUACAAAUGGAGAGUUUAUGUUGAACCAAACUUUGUUGACCCAGUUAAGUCAGCUCAGAUAUUUGUUUUUUUUUGUUUGUUUGUUUUUUUUUUUGUUUUUGUUUUGUUUUUUUUUUGAGCUGGGGACCGAACCCAGGGCUUUGCGCUUCCUAGGUAAGCGCUCUACCACUGAGCUAAAUCCCCAGCCCCCAGCUCAGAUAUUUGAAUCAGGGGCUACUGGCUGUAGCUAUAUGUGGCAGGUUACAGAUCUCAGCAGCUAAUAUUGCACAUAAAGACAAGAUCAUAGUUUAUCUCAUUGAUUCCAUUUCCCCAGCAGGGAAUGUCCUGAUCUUCUUGAAAGUCACUAUAACUAUGAUUUGUUCCAAUUUUAUCUACCUUUUUAAAAAAUGAGUUGUUAGCAACACUUUUUAAAUUUCACUUUCUCAGAACAUCACAGCUCUGUUCAACUAUUUGUUCCUAUUCUCCAAUGUCUCUAGGGAAUUAAGAAUGUUACUCCUUUUUCUCAAGUCUUUGAUUACUUUCCUCUCUUUAGGGGAAUAUCUUUAGCUCAGGCUUGCCUCUUACUUUGUAAUGUCUUUCAACACCUGAUCCUUCCUCUGUUGCCCAAUACCUUGAAGAGAGUCUUGCAAGUCCUUCCAGGCUGAGCCCUGAGUAGUCAGUAAGAAAAAACAGAGGCAAUGGAAUGAGUGUCCUCCCACCUCCCCGACUUUCUUGGGGAAAUUAUAAAUAAAGAGGAAUUUUGGGGCUGGAGAGAUGGCUCAGCGGUUAAGAGCGCCCGACUGCUCUUCCAGAGGUCAUGAGUUCAAUUCCCAGCAACCACAUGGUGGCUCACAACCAUCUGUAAAGAGAUCUGAUGCCCUCUUCUGGUGUAUCUGAAGACAGCUACAGUGUACUUAUAUAUAAUAAAUAAAUAAAUCUUAAAAAAAAAAAAGAGGAAUUUCAGUAUGAAUUGAGCAUUUCAUGAAUUGAGGUCACUGACCAACUCUGAAGCUGCUGUAAUUACAACAAAGAAAUGAAGGGGGAAGAAGGAAGGAGGGAGCUGGCUUGUUUUGAAAGUAUUUUCCAUUAUCACUGGGUUCUGAUGUUAGCAGUGUUAGAUGAUCAAUAAAAGUCCAAACUUUUAUUGGACUUUUAUUUAUAGUUGAAAACUUUAGGGGUACAGAAAAUAGGCAGUCAAGAAUCUACAUAAGGAGAUGGAUUAAUUUUUUUAGGAACUAAAUAUCUGUAGUUAUACAAGUUCAACCAACCGAGAAGGUCCUGGCAUAUUAGUGUGUCUGGGCCUAGUAGUGAUGCUAUUAUUCUGAUUUUACAGUAACACCAGAGGGAAAAGACAUGAGUAAUAACUGAUGUGCUCUGGAGAACAUAUGUCUCCUACCUGGAUAAUUUUCCACCAUGAAUUCUAUUUCAACCUUUUAAAGUAAAUUUUGAGAUUAUAAUUAAAUUAUUUAACUUUUUACUUUGUACUAUGGGUAAGUGUCAAACUCUGGCACAAAUGACUAAAGCCCCUACCUAGCAAAUGAAAGCUGGACAGGCUCUUGAGUUUUCACCCAAAGUUCCUCAGUCCCUACCUGUUCCAGUCUGUGACUGACAAAACCAGCUUAGAGCCCACGCGUUGGGCUGCACUUCUCCAAGCUGCGCUUCCUUACCCUAAUUAGUUACAUCUCUCGUCUAUCAUUUAACAACCUCAUUUCUUCCACUGGCUUUUUUCUCCUCUCCUCCCUCUCUUCACAUGGCCCCUGUUCCUGUUCACUUUGGACUCUUAUCAGAUGUCCCUGCCUUUAUGUCUACUCUCCCCUCUACUCCACCAUAUUUAGGAGCAACCAUGUUCCCUUCUUUUUAUUUCUUUUUCAAUUCAUCUCCUAUUAAUUCUUACUUGCUUUCCUACUCAUGACUCUUCUUACUUCUAUGAUUCUUACUUUUUGAAGUUGACUGAUGUUUGCGUGCUGGACUUCCCAAGACAUGACAUAGAGAUGCUGCACUGGAUAUUGAGCAUGUAAUGAAAGAUGUACACAAAAGACCCUGCAACUUAGAUGAUGAAUAGUUAUCCCUGGAAAGUGGAAGAUUCCAUGAAAAUAAAAGUGUACAAGACUAAGGUUGAGUCUGCCCCUGCAGUAAAAUGUAGGAUCUGGGAAGGCCUCUUUUUUCUGACUCAUGUGAACUCUAAUCCUCCAGCAGGGAAGGUGAUACUGUCUUAUGUCCAGGUGAGGAGGUCACACUAUUGAGGGAUGUGGGCAAGUCCAGAAAUUAGGAGCACCAGUGGGUAGUAGCUUACAGGUUCUUUCUUGGAUUGUCCUUUGAUGCAAUUCCAGGAGGCUGCAAGGGAGGCCUUAAAGCUGUUCCAUAGGGUGUGGGGGAAGGAAGGUGAUGCAAAAGUCACAUUGAAUUAUUUUUGCAGAUGUUCUGAAGUUUAGGUGCUUUUAAUUUUUACACACUUGUGCUGAUAGAUAACUUCAGUCAGGGUCACAUUUAAGGGACUUUUCCCGUAUAUAAUAUCCCUAUAAUCAGUGCCCUAUUUUUCAAGAAACAGCAUACAAUGAGAGCAGAAGCAGUGCUAGGCUGACUCUCCCAUCUGAUUUAAAUCUGUAAUGACACUGUGAUUUGUUACAUGGAUGUAAGAGCUUCAGCCUUCUGUCUACAUUAAACGAUAAAUGAAAACGAGGGGAGAAAACACAGAAUCUAGCUAAAGCCUUCACAUUCAAUGGGUUAUUACAAUGUUUUCUUAGUGGGUAUGUGGAGAAGAUAAUGUAAGCAUCAAGCUUUUUACACCCAGAGUUGUCAGAUCAAUGAGAAUCCAAUAGUUACUACAGUAUACUGUAAAAAUCCAAAGACUGUUUGAUUAGGAUGGAAACAGAACUUUCUGCCCAUGAGUCACAGGUUGUAGUGCAUGAAAAAUUAUAAAGAGGUUAAGAAACAGACUGAAUUGUUUUCGUCUGAAUUUAAAUAAUGUCAAUUAAUGAUUGUUGAGCAAAAAUGUAUUAUCUUUGACAAGUCACUCAUUUGUUUGUUUUUAUCUUGGUAAAUAACCAGCCUUAAAUAGUAACACAUGCAUUCGUGUGUGUGUGUGUACUUACUGAGAGUAAAACUUAUGAAUACAGAGAUCUAUACUGAACAUAGGAAUGGCCUUGGGCUUGGCAUGAACUCUUCUGUGAUGUUCAUCCUCUUCAGAAACAGCGUGAGAACUGUAUCUGUCAAAAUUAUACUUUUCUUGUCUUCACUAAUUUGCUUCUCUUUCUUCAUUAUUUUUCCUCUUCCUUUUGCGUUUUCAUUCAAGAAAUAUUAUAUUAAUUUUUUCAUUGAAAAUAGAUCUCUUCUCUUAUAUAUCAGUACCACUGUUUCUCCUCCCUACACUCCUUCCAGUUUUCCUUCCUCCUUUCAUACUUUCCUCUCUCCAAGAUCUCCACCCCGUAUGUUUUACCUUCAAAAGAGAGCAGAUUUCAGAGAGCAGACUCAAGCAAAGCAAAUAAAAUAGAAAAGACAUGUUGAAAGUCCUCAAUGUGAAGCUGGGCAUGGUAGGCAAAUAGGAAGAAAAGAGCAUCAAGCUCAAGGAAAGGAACAGAGCCAUACAUCCAGUGUUAGCAUUACCACAAAUCACCAAGCUAAUCACCAUAGCACAUAAAGGAAGAUGUGACUGAGACCCAUGCAAACCACCCUUUUCACUUAAGUGUCUGUGAGGAUCUUGAAACCCCAGGCAGUGUAAGGACUGGGUUCCUUCUGAUGCCCAGCUCCUCAAAUUAAACUAAAUAUUAGUUAGCCACUCAAAAAACUCAUUAUCCCCUUGGCUCAGCACAGUUGCAGGCAAGAGAAAGUCAGUGAGGGAUGGUAUAGCUUGUAUUGUGUCCAGAAUUACGUUUCUGUGGCCUGUAGAGUACCCUCACCCCACAAAGAGACUAGAACAUAGGGGUGAAGUCUCCAAGCCUGCACCCCCUUUAUUUUUACAUUUAGUGAGCUGUGUGAAUGUUGUCCAAUACAAUGUGGCCCUGUGGUCAGAUUACAGAAAGCAAAAUGUUUUUCUUGGAAUCGGCAUGGAUAGUUUAGACAGCUCCUUGGCUAACACCACCGUGAACUGUAAAUCUGUUCCAAUACCAGACCUUGCUAGGUAUAAAGAUGGGCACUUCAGACUGUCUCCUCCAUUAAUAGCAGUGGUCCCUAGAGUCACCCUCUGAAUUCCGUGGGAGUUGCCAGUGCCUUAAAUUCCUGUAGUAAUCUGCCCAUGCUCUCUGAUUCCAGCUCGUUCUCCCUGCACUUACUCUCUUCCUCUGUCUCCUCUCCAAAUGAUCCCUAUCGCUUCUUUGCCCAUUUAACACAGUCUACCCAUAGAGUCUCUUCUAUUUGCUGUUUUCUCUGAUUUUUUAGUCCCUUUGUCAUUUUGAUAUAGGAGGCAUAUUGGAGGGUUUAUUGAUUUUUUUUUUUGUUUUUUUGUUUUGUUUUUUAGUUAAUCUUGUAUCAAGUGUUUCAUUUUUUUUUUUAAAGAUUUAUUCAUUUAUUAUAUAUAAGUACACUGUCGCUGUCUUCAGACACACCAGAAGAGGGCAUCGGAUCUCUUUACAGAUGGUUGUGAGCCACCAUGUGGUGGCUGGGAAUUGAACUCAGGACCUCUGGAAGAGCAGUCGGGUGCUCUUAACCGCUGAGCCAUCUCUCCAGCUCCGUAUCAAGUGUUUUAAAGCUGUACAAAAUGGUAGUAGAAUUUUUAGGGUCACUGAUGUAUAUUAUCAUAACAUUUAUCAAUUAGGAUAUUUAGAUUUCUUACUCUCCAAAUUAUAUCCCCUUGAUGUCCUUCCAUUGUCUCAUGGCUGUAGGUGGAACUGCAUGCCAUACAUUGAAUACAUAUAGAGACUGGUCAGCCUUGCCUCGUUCCUCAUUUUAAGGAAUUCUUUUGACUUAAUCUGCAUUUAAUUUGAUGUUGGGUAUAGGCUUGCAGUGAAUUUUAAUUAUUACAUUUGUUUUUAUCUCUUAUAUCCCAAAAGAUUUUUUAAACAAUUUUGUAUUAGAUAUUUUUUAUUUACAUUUCAAAUGUUAUCACCUUUCCUGGUUUCCUGUCCAUAAACCCCCUAUCUUAUCCCUCCUCCCCCUUCUCCUAUGGGGGUGUUCUCCCACCCAUCUACCCACCUCUUCCCACCUCUCUGCCCUGACAUUCCCCUACACUGGGGGAUCCAGCCUUGGCAGGACCAAGGGCUUCUCCUUCCACUGGUGCCCAACAAGGCCAUCCUCUGCUACACAUGUAGCUGGAGCCAUGAUCCUGUCCAUCUGUAGUUUUGGGUAAUGGUUUAGUCCCUGGGAGCCCUGGUUGGUUGAUAUUGUUCUUCUUUUUUUUUUUUUUUUUAUAUUAUUUAUUUAUUAUAUAUAUGAGUACACUGUAGCUAUCUUCAGAUGCACCAGAAGAGGGCGUCAGAUCUCUUUACAGAUGGUUGUGAGCCACCAUGUGGUUGCUGGGAUUUGAACUCAGGACCUCGGGAAGAGCAGUCGGUGCUCUUAACCUCUGAGCCAUCUCUCCAGCCCGAUAUUGUUCUUCUUAUGGGGUUGCGAGCCCCUUCAGAUCCUUCAUUCCUUUCUCUAACUGCUCCAAUGGGGCAUUUUGAGUGUUGGAAUUGAGGAAAUGUACUAAGGUGCCCAGAUUGAACACUAAAUUUUAUGGUGCUAGUUCUCUCUCUCUCUCUCUCUCUCUCUCUCUCUCUGUGUGUGUGUGUGUGUGUGUAUCUGUCUGUCUGUCUGUCUGUCUCUCUCUCCCUUCUGUCUCUCUCUCCUACCAAAAGAAUUUUAUUCAUGAAUAUAUUUGUAGAAAUAUUUUACUCACGUGCAUGGUUUUGUCCUACCCUGUUCAUGUAUGUGAGGCAGACAGGUAAGGAGGCUGUGUAAAAAACCUUAGAACUUGAGUUACAGAUAGUGAGCUGCUUAUAUACUGGGAAUGAAAGCUGGAUGCUCCUGAAGAACAUUCUGUUUUCUUAAUUUUUCAGGUAUUUUUGCCCCCAUAUUUUCUUAUACCUGAUGUUCUGUCCAAAGCACUCUAGGUCACUUGCAGAACAAACUUCUGUUCAUGUGUUCCUUUAUCAAAUAGGGAAGGGAACCAUGGUAAGAGAUGAGAAUAAAAACCUGGCACAGACUGACUUUGCAACCUGGUAUAGAAAUGGGGGAGUCUAAUUCCAGCCAAUCAUUGCCAUAAUAUUUUUUUUUCCCCGGGGCUGGGGACCGAACCCAGGACCUUGCGCUUCCUAGGUAAGCGCUCUACCACUGAGCCAAAUCCCCAACCCCCAUUGCCUUAAUAUUUAAAAUACAGUACAAUUAAGGGAAAUAUAUCCAGGCAACUAUCAGUCAAAUUCUAGGUACACAAUAUACUUUAUGUUUUGACUACAUAGAAACCAUUUUAUGAGGUACACAUACUACAAGAAUAGGUUCUUUUUUGAAAUGACCUAGAAUUUAGUAUAAUCUCUGACAAAAGGCACAGAGGUAAAAAACAUUUUCCCUAAGGUUGAUAAACAGUCUAGGGAAGGGGGUGUGUGGAAUAAUUGUUCAGCAGAAGUUGGAUAAUAUCUGCCUCUACAGAUAACUGUAGGUAAAGUUUGCCUUCAAAAAGGAAAGAGGAAGGGUAGGACAGCACGUUGUGGGUGGUGCCAUCCCUGGGCUGGUAGACUUGGGUUCUAUAAAAAAGCAAGUUGAGAAACCCAGGGGAAGCAAGCCAGUAAGUAACAUCUCUCCACGGCCUCUGCAUUAGCUCCUGCCUCCUGACCUGCUUGAUUUCCCUUGGUGAUGAACAGGAAUGGAGAAGUGUAAUCUCCAUAAACCCUUUUCUCUACGAUUACUUCUUGGUCAUGAUGUUUGUGCAGGAAUAGAAGCCCUGACAGUGACAGCUGAUAAGCAGUCUACAUUCUCAGUGUCAUUUACUUUAUUUUCAGCUAACAUACCAAGCUACAAGAUGAAAAUUCCACAGUCAUUUCUGCCUAUCAUUUUUAUGAUUUAAAUAUGUUUCUUUAUGACUUUGAACUAAAAUGCCCAUAAAUAUGUCUGCUUCUACACUGUGACCAUGUUGAGACAAGGACUAGUAGCAAGCAACCCUUUAUGUGAACACAACCAGAAUCCGUAUUCAAAAUCUCACGGCUUCCUUUAUUUAAUAAAAUCAUUGUUUGGAAAUGAAUCCCAAGCUCUCCUUGCCUGACAAAAUAAAGAGGGAAUCUUCCUCAGCUCUUCGUUCUUGCCUGUUGAACUGGUUAUUUUGAGAAUCAAGUUGACUGCAUAUGGAAUUAGCUAAAGCCAGAGAAUUGAGUGCUGUGGGGGUUUUAGUUUCAGUAUAGCUUAUGAAGUGGGAAACAGUUCUAUAUUCUAUAUCCUGAAGCCUUGCACAUUUUAAGAUCCACGUCAAUGAGGUGCUUUUCCUCUGUCUACCUAGUGCUGGUAUUAAGCUAAUCUAGCCAGCUCGCUCUUCCUUUUUUUUUUUUUUUUUUCCUUACUUGACAUAAAUAUAUAUGUAUAUUUUAAUUUAUUCACUUUUCAUCCUCCUACUACCUCCAUCACGCUCUCCCUCCAUCUUCCCCUCAACACCUCCUAUCAUCUUCUCCUGUGAGUGGGUAGACACUCCCUGGUCAUUACCCCAUCCAUAGCACAUUAGUUCUACGCUAUGCUAGGCACUUCUUUUGGCACUUAGGCCUGAUAAGUCUGCCCUACUGAAAGAAAAAAGUAUCUCAUAUACAGGCAACAGCUUUUGCCAUAGCCCCUGUUGCAGUUGUUUGGGACCCAACGAAGGCCCAGCUGCACAUCUACUCCAUAUGAGCAGGGAGUCAUAGGUCCAGCCCCUGGGUAUUCCUUGGUCAUUGGUUAAAACUGUGAGAACACAAAGCGCUGAGGUUGGGUGAUUCUCUUGAUUUUCCUGUGGAGUUCCUCUCCCCUGAGAGGCCCACAAUUCUUCCUCCAAUUUUUCAUAAGAGUCCCCAAGGUCCAUCAACUGUUUGGCUAGGGAUGUCUGUAUCUGUGUAAGUCAGGUGCUGGGUAAAACUUCUCAGAGGAUAACAUGCUCCUGUCUGAAGGCUUAUCAGAGUAUCAUUAAUAGUAUUAGGGAUUGAUGCUUGUCCGUGGAAUGGAUCUCAAUAUGGCCUGGUUAUUGGAUGGCAAUUCCCUGAGUCUCUCCUCCAUUCUCCAUGCAUGCAUUUGUUGUAGACAGGAUACAUUUUGGGUUAACAUUAUUGUGAGUAGGUUGGUCUCCCUAUUGCACUACUGGGGUUCCUGCCUGGCUACAGAAGGUAUCCUCUUUAGGUUGUUAUCCCCAAUGUAGUGAGCUACAGCUAAGGUCACCCACAUUGCUUCUUGAUUGCCUUAGUUAUCCUAUGGAGAUGUUCCUCACCUCCUUGCCCCUGUCAGUUGCAGAUUUAUAGUCAUUUUCUGGCCAUCCAGCCAUUUCUCCUGUCCUUCCUGAAUCCCCAUUCUCCUUCCCAUUCCCUCUCCAUUCUGGGUCCUCACCUCCACAUUCCUCUCAUGACUGUUUUAUUCCUUCCUCUGUGUCUGUGGAGUAUAGCAUGGUACCUGUAUGAUAUAGCGAGUGUUGACUAAUAAGUGAGUCCAUACCAUGCAUGUCCAUCCUAUGGGGACCGGAUUACCACACUCAGGAUUAUGUCAUCAAGUUCCUUCCAUUUCCCUGCAAAAUUUAUGAUGUCCAUGUUUUUUAAUAGGUGAAUAGUAAUCUGUUGUGUAGACAUACUGCAUUUUCUUUAUUCAUUCUUCACUCAAGGUACAGCUAGGUUGUUUCCUGUUUCCAGCAGGUAGGAUAAAGCUCUAGGAAUUUAGCCUAGCAAAUCUUUGAUAAAAUCCAAUACCCCUUCAUGUUCAAGGUAUUAGAGAAUUCUGACGUAAACAUAUUCAUACCAUUUAAAUCAAGACAAUAGCCAAUAUCAAGCUAAAUGGAGAGAACCUUAAAGCAAUUCCACUGUAAUCAGGACAAAACAAGGCUGCCUUCUUUCUCCCUAUCUAUUCAAUAGAGUACUUGAAUUUUUAGGGAGAGAAAUAGAAAAAAAAAAUUAAAUGAGAUCAAGGAGAUAAAAAUUGGAAAGAAGAAUUCAAAGUAGAGUUGUUUACUAAUGAUCUGAUAGUAUAAGUGAGUGACCCCCAAAAUUCUAUCUCAGAGGUACUGCAGGUGAUCCACACCAUCAGCAAUGUCAUGGAUACAAAAUUAACUUUACAAAACAGUAGGCCUCCUUUAUAUAAAUGAUAACUGGGCCAAGGAAGUAAUAAGAGAAGCAACAUACUUUACAUUAGCCACUACUAAUAUAAAUAAUCUUUUUGUAACUAUCCCAGCAAGUGAAAGAUCUCUCUGAUAAGCAUUUCAAAUCCCUGAAGAACAAAAUUGAAAAAGAUUUUAAAGGAAGUAAACAUUUUCCAUGCUCAUGAAUAGGUAGGAUUUGUAGUAAAAAUGGCCAUCUUACCAAAGACUCGGUGCUUUUGUAGUCAGUAAUUAUUUAUACAACAUCUAUGAUGUGUGCUUAGCAUUGUUAUUCUAUUUACUGGUCUCUUUAGGUCUCUCAAGUAGCAUUUCCCUUGCAAGGGUAUAUCUUAUUCAAAAGGUGAGGAAGUGAGAGUUUUGAACCUUAUCAUUCAGUACAAAUUUUCAAACAUUAAAUAAGUGGGGAAAACGCCAGAAUGAUGGUCAGUGAAAUAUACAUGCUCAAUAUGUAAACAUGCUUUGUUUUGUACACAUGAAUGUUAUAUUUGAGAAGGCAGUGACAUAUGAUGAUGUGCAUGUGACCUUUACUCGGGAAGAAUGGGCUUUGCUAGAUCCUUCCCAGAAGAGUCUCUACAAAGAUGUGAUGCUGGAGACCUACAGGAACCUCACUGCUAUAGGCUAUUACUGGGAAGACGACAGUAUUGAAGAAGAUUGUCAAAAUUCUAGAAGACAUGGAAGGCAUCUUCAGUGGAAUGAAGGAAUUCACACGGGAGAGAAAACCUAUGAAGGUGUGCAAUACAAAGAAGGGUUUGCAACUGUCAGUGAUCUUCAUACAAUUAAAAGAACACUUACUGGAGACUUUGUAUACUAUAGUACUGUUCAGGUAAACAGAAAAGCACAAACAGGAGAGAAACCUGAUGGAUUUAACCAAUGUGAUAAUACCUUUGUAUGCAACAACCAUCUGAGAUUCCAUAAAAAACGUAAUACUGGAGAGAAACACUACACAUGUGACCAAUGUUGUAAAGCUUUUGCACAGAUCAGUAGUCUUCAAAGGCAUAAAAAAACACAUACUGGAGAGAAACCCUAUGCAUGUAACCAAUGUGGCAAAGCCCUUGCACAAUGUGGCCAUCUUCAAAACCAUACAAAACCUCAUACUGGAGGAAAGCCCUAUGAAUGUAACCAAUGUGGUAAAGUCUUUUCAUGGCAAAACUCUCUGCAAAACCAUAAAAAAACACAUACUGAAGAGAAGCCCUAUGAAUGUAACCAAUGCAGCAAAGCCUUUUCUCAAUACGGCCAUCUUCAAAGACAUAAAAGAACACAUACUGGAGGAAAGUCCCAUCAAUGUCACCAAUGUGGUAAAACCUUUGCUUAUCGUAGUCGUCUUCGAAACCAUACAAGAACUCAUACUGGAGAGAAGCCCUAUGAAUGUAACCAAUGUGGUAAAGCCUUUUCAUGGUACAACACUCUGCAAAUCCAUAAAAGAACACAUACUGGAGAGAAGCCCUAUGAAUGUAACCAAUGUGGUAAAGUUUUUUCAUGGUACAACACUCUGCAAAUCCAUAAAAUAAAACAUACUGGAAAGAAGCCCUAUGAGUGUAACCAAUGUGGUAAAGCCUUUGCUUGUCAUAGCUAUCUUCAAAGCCAUACAAGAACUCAUACUGGAGAGAAGCCCUAUGAAUGUAACCAAUGUGGUAAAGUCUUUUCAUGGUACAACACUCUGCAAAUCCAUAAAAUAAAACAUACGGGAGAGAAGCCCUAUAAAUGUAACCAAUGUGAUAAAGCCUUUGCUUAUCGUAGCUAUCUUCAAAACCAUACAAGAACUCAUACUGGAGAGAAGCCCUAUAAAUGUAACCAUUGUGGUAAAGUCUUUAAAUGGUGCAGCACUCUGCAAAGCCAUAAAAGAACACAUAUUGGAGAGAAGUCCUAUGCAUGUAACCAAUGUGGUAAAGCCUUUGCUUGUCAUAAAUAUCUUCAAAACCAUACAAGAACUCAUACUGGAGAGAAGCCCUAUGAAUGUAACCAAUGUGGUAAAGCCUUUGCUCAUCACAGCCAUCUUCAAAGCCAUAAAAGAACACAUACUGGAGAGAAGCCCUAUGAAUGUAACCAAUGUGGUAAAGCCUUUGCUCAUCACAGCCAUCUUCAAAGUCAUCAAAGAACACAUACCAGAGAGAAGCCCUAUGAAUGUAACCAUUGUGGUAAAGUCUUUACAUGGCACAGCACUCUGCAAAGACAUAAAAGAACACAUACUGGAGAGAAGCCCUAUGAAUGUAACCAUUGUGGUAAAGUCUUUACAUGGCACAGCACUCUGCAAAGACAUAAAAGAACACAUACUGGAGAGAAGCCCUAUGAAUGUAACCAUUGUGGUAAAGUCUUUACAUGGCACAGCACUCUGCAAAGACAUAAAAGAACACAUACUGGAGAGAAGCCCUAUGCAUGUAACUAAUAUUGUAAGGCCCAUGCCUAUCAUAGGGAUCUUCAACGUCAUAAAAGAACACACACAGAAGAGAAGCCCUAGGAAUGUAACCAAGCACUCUGCCUGUAAGCAACAUGGCAUAGCCUUUGCACAAAACAGAAAUCUUCAAUGGCAUAAAACCAUCACAUACACCAAGAAUUUCUGUGAAUGCAAACGACAUGAUAAAGCUUUUGCAUUUCUGAAAAGCCAUAAAAGAACUCAUACUGGAGAGAAGCGGAGUGUAUUUACCUAAUGUGGCAAAACCUGUGCACGCAAAAGAAUUCUUGAAAGGCAUUAAAAAAAAAAAUCACAUACUGCUGAGAAUUUUUGUGAAUGUAACUAAUGUAAUAAACCCUUUACAGAUUACAGUGAUCUUCAAAGGCAUAAAAGAACAUUCUACAGAGAAGCCCAAUUAACUUAACCUAUAUUGUAAAUAUUUUUCCUUUCACAGUCAACAUCAAAGUCAUAAAAGAACACAUACUAGAGAAAAACCCUUGGUAAAUCUUUUGAACAGAAUAGUGAGUUUAGAGUCAAAAGAACAGAUUCUAUACUAUAAAGAACUCUUUUGAAUAUAAUUAAUAUGGUGAAGCCUAUGUAUGUUAAUGGCCAUUUGCAACGUCAUAAAAUAUAACAUGAUGUGCAGAAGUCCUAUGAAUGUAAGGGAUCUGGUAAAGCCAUUGUACACAACUGUGAUCUUCAAAGGCAUAAAUGAAUACAUCCUAGAGAGAAGCCCUUUAAAUAUAAUCAGUGCUGUAAAGCCUUUGCUCAUUAUGGUGGUCUUCAAAAAAAUUCCAAAUGACACCAUGCAGUGAGCCCCUAUGCAUAUAUCAACUUGAUAAAGCCUUUGCAUAUCAGAGUCAACUUCUAAUGCAUGAAAGGAUUCAUAUAGGAGAGACACAGUGAGUUUCUGUGUCUGACUCCUUUGCCUGAACUUGCAGUGCUUUUCCAACUAGUUAAUUACCUUCCCUAGCUUUGAUAGGAUUUAUGCCUAUUCUUAUUUUCACAUGUGAUGUGGUGUUCAGUUGCUAUCCCCAGGAUCCUGCUCUUUUUUUUUUUUUAAAUCAAAAUGGCAGAGCUGUGGUUCUGGCUGUGAAUGUAGGUUGGGAGAGUCAUAGAGAAGUGUUCAGAGGGUGACCCAACCCAGGAACAAAACCUUUAGCCUAUAAUCUUUCCUACUUGAAAGAUGUGCUGAUGUGAUGGUAACACAGAAGUUGUUGGAUUGCCAAUAAUUGACUGGUUUACUUUGAAACCCAUGACAGAAGAAGGAGCCUGUAAAUGAUAUGUCUCACUGUUAAGAAAAUUUGGGGACUUAUCCAGCUGCAGGAACAGUGCUUAGAAGAGCCAAGAUUUUAUUACAUGUACUAGCAGCCAGUUUCUGCUUCUGGUGUGUUAAAUAAGUUAGCCAUUUUCCAGAGCUUAUUCAAGAUUUCACAAUCUAGAAAUAAAUGAUCAAGUGUUUGUAAAUUAUUUCAUUCUACUUCAUGAUAUGUAACUUAUCCUGCCCUACAUUUUUUUCCUCUGUACUUGGUUAAAUGAUUUCUGUGCUUUUAAUGACAAUGCUGGGCUCCUUUGGAAAAUCAUCAGAGUAGGAUACUAUAUAGUAAGAAACACAUUUAUAACUGAUAUUACCUCCUGAUAUUCUAUUCCUCAGGUCUUUUGUCUGAACUUAUUUCUUUCUUUGUGUUUUGUUUCUAUUAGUAUUUUGCUUGAUAUAAAUCUGCACUGCAUGACAGGAGUUACAGAUCAACUAGAAAUUCUGUUGCAGAAUGGCAUGAGCCACCAUAUAAGUACUAGAACUGAGGUAGUGUCCUCCAGAGAAGCAGUCGUUAUGGAUAAUCUCUGAGCUACCAGUCCACAAUAAUAAAACAUACAGUGAAUACUAGAAUUCCCUUGAAAUAAUAUAGUAUGUCUGCCCCGUCCCGCAGGGCAGUCAACCAGGGUCUGGGGUCAACUUAGGAGAGAAUGGAGGACAAGAAAUCCCAAGAAUGGACAGCAAGUCAAGAGGUCUGAUCAAGCUGACAAUUUUUAAUUUUUCUCAGGCAGAAGAUAUACUGGUAGAAGCAAAAUGUAGGUAGGGGUUAACCACAAAGGAUUGGGCCUGGCUCGAUGACCAAGAUAUUGGCUGGGUAAAUUGGCCAGUGGGGGAAACAGUAGGGUGGGUUGCUUAGUGAUCUGACCACUAGUGCCAAGCAACCUGACCACCAGUGCUAAGCAACCUGACAACCAGAUUCAUUCUAUCUAUUGAGUUCAAGCAGAACUGCAGGUGCUGGCAUAGGUAUGGCUCCUUUGAUCUAACAUAAGGCUAAAAUACAAUUGGUUUUUAACAUGAAGGCUGCUACCACCAUCUUAUGGCUGCACCCAACUUUUGUCAAUAUGUUUAAAUGCAUGUGACAAAAUUGCCUAGAUUCACAUUGUACUAUGUGCCUCCCAAAGUUGUCGAUUUUGUGAUGAAUACUGGGUAAAUGAGUACUAUCAACCUCCAUUGGUGGUGGGAUUAUGAGAUGGUACAACCACUCUGGAAAAAAGUCUGAAGAUUCCUCAGAAUGUUGGACAUAGGAAUACCUGAGGACCCAGCUAUACCACUCCUGGGCAUAUAUCCAAAAGAUGCUCCAACAUAUAGCAAGGACACAUGCUCCACUAUAUUCAUAGCAGCCUUAUUUAUAAUAACCGGAAGCUGGAAAGAACCCAGAUGUCCUUCAACAGAGGAAUGGAAACAGAAAAUGUGGUAGAUCUACACGAUGAAGUACUACUCAGCAACUAAAAACAAUGACUUCAUGAAAUUCAUAGGCAAAUGGAUGUAACUAGAAAAUAUCAUCUUGAGUGAGGUAACAAAAAUCACACACACAUACACACACACACACAAACCUACACACAUGGUAUGCAUUCAAUGGUAAAUGUAUAUUAGCCCAAAAUCUCAAAUUGCCUCAAAUUCACAGACCACAUGAAGCUCAAGAAGGAUGACAAAAGUAUGGAUGCUUCAGUCCUUCUUGAAUGGGGGAGCAAAAAUAUUCAUAGGAGGAAAUACGGAGACAAAGUUUAGAGCAGAGACUGAAGGAAUGACCAUUCAGAUCCCACCCUAUCUGGGGAUCCAGUCUAUAUACUAUCCAGCCAAGAAACCGAGACAAUAUUGCUGAUGCCAUGAAGUCCAUGCUGACAGGAGCCUGAUAUAGCUGUCUCCUGAAAGGUUCUGCCAGGGCAUGAAAAAUAGCGAGGAAAUACUCUCAGCCAACCACUGAACAUAGAAUAUUGGGGUACCCACUGGAGAAGUGGUUUGCAAUCCCAUAAGAACAACACUAUGAAUCAACCAGAGCUCGCAGAGAUUAAACCACCAUCCAAAGAGUACACAUGAACAGACCCAUGGCUCCAGCUGCAUAUGUAGCAAAGGAUGGCCUUGUUGGGUAUCAAUGGGAGGAGAAGUCCUUGUUCCUGUCAAGGCUGGAACCCCCCCAGUGUAGAGGAAUGUCAGGGCAGGGAGGCAGGAAUGGGUGGGUUGUUGCAGGGUGGUAACACCAUCUUAGAAGAAGGGGUUGAGGGGGGAUGGGUUUGGGCAGUUAUGGACUGCAAACUGGGAAAGGGGAUAACAUUUCAAAUGUAAAUAAAAUAAUAUUCAAUAAAAAAAUUUUAAAAAAUUUC
Molecule: messenger RNA, 16227 nt
Organism: Rattus norvegicus (Norway rat)
Lineage: Eukaryota; Metazoa; Chordata; Mammalia; Rodentia; Muridae
Gene: Zfp950l12
Product: zinc finger protein 950 like 12
Biological process (GO): regulation of DNA-templated transcription
Cellular component (GO): nucleoplasm; nucleus
Source: RefSeq, a predicted model, not a curated record